AACCCUGUCCCAUCAGCCUGCUGCAUGGUGCUCGCCGUGGUGGUGGUGGUGUACGCCCAGAGACACAGCCAGCAGGAGAGCCACAUCCAGUAUGAGCGGGUAGGCGCGGACGUGACCAUGAAGUGUGGCUCCAUGGACUGGGACGCAGCCGUGACCUGGACAGCCAAUGGCACCGACAUCGAUGAGUCCCACCUGAACGGAUCCUACCUGAUCCUGAAGAAAGUCGACCUGACACAGAGCGGCCAGUACUCCUGCUAUGAGGGCUCCUCCUGGCACCUGAAAUACCAGACCUACCUGAGGGUGGGAACCCCCCCGAGGGAGCCAGUGCUGAUGUGCCGGUCCAACAACUACCCGAAAGGUUUCUACUGCAGCUGGCACCUGCCCACUCCCACCUACAUCCCCAACUCCUUCAACAUCUCUGUCAUACACGGCACGAGAGAGAUGGUCUGCGAGAAGGAUGUCUUUCCCAAAAACAGGUGUCACAUCAGAUACCUGCAGCUCUUCUCGACAGUGAAGUACAAGGUGACUCUGACAGUCACGAAUCCUCUGGGCAAAAACUCCACCACUGUCACCUUUGACGAGUUUGCCAUAGUAAAGCCGGACCCGCCGGAGAGCGUGGUGGCCAAACCCGUGCCCAAUAACCCUCGGAGGCUGGAAGUGUCAUGGCAAAACCCCUCGUCCUGGCCCGACCCCGAGUCUUUCCCACUCAAGUUCUUCCUGCGGUAUCGGCCCCUCAUCCUGGACCAGUGGCAACAUGUUGAGCUGUCGGACGGGACAUCACACACCAUCACGGAUGCCUAUGCUGGCAAGGAGUACAUCAUCCAGGUGGCGGCCAAGGACAAUGACAUCGGCACGUGGAGUGACUGGAGCGUGGCCGUCCAUGCCACCCCCUGGACUGAGGAGCCCAAGCAUCUCACCACGGAGGCCCAGGUCACAGAGACAACAAGCGCUAGCACCUCCUCUUUCAUGCCGCCCCCCACCACCAAGAUCUGCGACAAGGGGGCUGUGGUGGGCAGUGGGGCCGUGGCAGUGUGUUGGACAGCUGGACUGGUCUUGGCUGCCUAUGGUGUCCUCUUUAUUUAAUCCCCAUCUGUCCGUCCGUCCGUCGCAGCCCAGCGCAGACGCCUUCCCACCGCCCACCGCUGCCACCACCCCCCACCCUGCUGCCCCCCUCCCGGGUUGAGUCUCUUAUCUCUUCGAUUUUGCACACGUUGAGGACGUAUCACACUUUUCGCCGUCGCUUCGGAGGAGGACAGAGCUGCCGCCGUCCCCUGGGGAGCUGCAAAA
Molecule: messenger RNA, 1287 nt
Organism: Haliaeetus leucocephalus (bald eagle)
Lineage: Eukaryota; Metazoa; Chordata; Aves; Accipitriformes; Accipitridae
Gene: CNTFR
Product: ciliary neurotrophic factor receptor
Exons: 8
Coding region: 25-1083 (352 amino acids)
Biological process (GO): cytokine-mediated signaling pathway
Cellular component (GO): membrane; CNTFR-CLCF1 complex; ciliary neurotrophic factor receptor complex
Molecular function (GO): ciliary neurotrophic factor receptor activity; cytokine binding
Source: RefSeq, a predicted model, not a curated record